This is a messenger RNA of Amphibalanus amphitrite, 1097 nucleotides long. Its product is annotated as lysozyme 2-like. Gene Ontology annotation, molecular function: lysozyme activity. Lineage: Eukaryota; Metazoa; Arthropoda; Thecostraca; Balanomorpha; Balanidae. The record is from RefSeq and is a predicted model, not a curated record. The transcript has a single exon. The coding region runs from base 74 to 526 and encodes 150 amino acids.
AUCCUGUUUGGACCGAGGGCAUAUUUAGAGGGUGGCCUCGGCGGCUAGCCAGACCGUGCUCAGCCGUGCCGCGAUGAAGACGUGCCGAGUCGUGCUGUUCGCCGUGCUGGCGGCUGUGGCCGUGGUGCCGGCCACCACCCAGGAGUUGGUCUCCUCCCUCUGUCUCGGCUGCAUCUGCGAGGCCUCCAGCGCGUGCAACACGCAGCUCGGCUGCGAGAACGGCUUCUGCGGGCCCUUCCGCAUCUCGAACGCGUUCUUCAUCGACUCGGAGCUCUCCAAGGAGCCCAACUUUGCCCAGUACAACUUCCAGUCGUGCACGACCGACCCCUUCUGCUCGGCGGCUGUCAUCCGCAAGUACAUGGCCAAGUACCCGCGGGAUUGCGAUGGGGAUGGCCAGUUUACUUGCAAGGACUACGCCAUGGUGCACAAGGCCGGUCCUGACGGAUGUACCAACACUCAGCGAGUGAGGGUGACUGACUACUGGCGCCGCUUCGAGUCUUGCCUCUCCUACUUUCCCAACGCUUAGGAGCGAUGAGUGAUCCUUGCAGGACACCCAGAGGUUCAUCAUGCUUGAAACACUUGGUGAGACACUUUGUGGGACUUUCUUCAGGACGCUGCAGCAAGGAAUUUAAUGGAGAGAUGUUGGAAAAAUACUGGACGGAGCCUGGUGUCUGGGAGGAGUUGGAGAAAGUCGUGACAGAACUUUCGAAGGAAAUAGAAAGCUUGGCAGGGGGCACCACGAAGAGGUUGGACCGCUGAACAAUACGACGCCAUGACUAUACCAAGAUUGACAUCACUACUGUUGAGUUCAAGCAGCCGUGGAUCGAAAAGGGCAAGGUCUCCCCCUGCGUCGUCUUGGGCUUUUAACUCGGCUGUUUUGGCCUUCAAUGGAGGCUCGAGUUGCGCUGUUAGGCCACUCUUUUCUAUGGGGCUAGAGCACCUGAUGUGGCCUGUGUUGUUUGCAUGACUUGCGCCGCUCUUCGACAGGGCAGCUCAGUCGAUGUUGCAUACUCAUGUUGUUUCCGUGUGUGCAGAGGUGUUGUUAUAGCCAUGGAUAUAAUAAACGUGAUACGACAAUAAAACAGAAAUGAAAUAAA